Molecule: messenger RNA, 3378 nt
Organism: Symbiodinium necroappetens
Lineage: Eukaryota; Dinophyceae; Suessiales; Symbiodiniaceae
Source: the annotation of a GenBank genome assembly
AUGCCCAUUGAUAUCAACUGGCUACGUGCUGACAGGUCCGGUGAUCCAAAUCGUGUGCGGCAAGCACAACACAAGCGCUUCAAGCCGAAUGCAGAUACGCUCGUGGACGACGUGCUCGAGCUGGACCAGUCUUGGCGGGAGAAAACGACUUGUGCAAGGGAGCUACAAACGCAGUUGAACAAGCUGCAGAAGGAUGUGAUCGCCGAGAAGAAGAAGCUUAAGCAAGCCUGCGAUGCAGAGCUCAAGCAAGCCGGCUUACUUCGAGAACAGCUAAAGGAGCUAGAGCUGCAAGCACUACAGUGUGAGACGAAGCGAGAUGCAGCACUUGGCAAGCUUGGCAACUUUGUGGAUCUAUCCGUGCCGACUUCGCAGAGUGAAGUUGACAAUGAGGUCAUCAGCACGUGGCCGUCUGCGUCCCCAGAGGAGCAUCUCAGCCAUGAUUGUGGGAGGAGGCUUCUCAGCCAUGAAGAUCUACUAUGGCGCAUUGGCGGCUAUGACCCAGACCGCGGGUGCAAGGUUGCAGGAAGCCGGGGGUAUUUUCUCGAAGAUACAGGGGUUCUGCUGAGCCAAGCCCUGGUGAGCUAUGGACUGGCCUUUCUUCGCGCCCGUGGGUAUCGUGCUGUGCAGCCGCCUUAUUUCAUGAGGAAGGACCUCAUGGCUGGAGUUGCUCAGCUCGAUGACUUUGACCAGCAGCUGUACAAAGUUACCAAAGGAGAGCAAGGAGAUGCCACAGAAGAGGGGGACAAGUAUCUGAUCGCCACAUCGGAGCAGCCGCUGUGCGCUUUCCAUGCGAAAGAGGUGCUCAAUGCGGAAGCGCUUCCCUUGCGCUAUGCUGGAGUGUCCACUUGCUUUCGGACCGAGCUCGGCAAAGCUGGAAGGGAGAAUCGAGGAAUCUUCCGAGUGCAUCAGUUCGAGAAGGUGGAGCAGUUCUGUAUCACUGCUGGUGAUCCUGAGCUGUCGGGGGAGAUGCACUCGGAGAUGCUGCGCUGCGCGGAGGAGUUCUACCAAAGUUUGGAGAUUCCAUAUCGUGUUGUGAAAGUGGUGUCCGGAGAGCUGAACGAUGCCGCCACCAUGAAGUAUGACCUGGAGGGAUGGUUUGCAGGGCAGGGCCAGUACCGCGAGCUUGUCUCCUGCUCGAACUGCACCGACUUCCAGUCGAGAGCCCUUGACAUUCGAUACCGGCCUGCAGGCUCUCAGGACAAGCAGCGUUUGCGCCACGUGCACAUGCUCAACUCGACAUUGACAGCUUCAGGCAGGUGCUUGUGUUGCAUGUUGGAAGCAUUCCAGACACCCGACGGUGUUCGGAUUCCCAGCGUGCUUGUUCCGUUUACAGGAGGCAUUGACUUUCUGCCCUUCGUACGCACACCCCGACAAGUCGGCACUGUUCCCAAGACUGGCGUGGAGGAGGCGCCGGUGACCGAGGGAGAGCCGAAGCCCAAAAGCCUCAGUCGCAUCCAGGAGCUUGAAGAAAAGCUCCUGCACAGCCCUUAUGUCACAGGAUUUGAAGCUUCGAUGGCGGAUUUGCAUGCAAUCAACUCCAUACUGGACGAGGUAUCCGAAUGUUCGACGGUGGAUGGAGCACAUGCGUUCGUUCACCAGCCAGGAGCUCGCCCUCUUGACCUGAGAGACUUUGCCCUGUGGACCACAGCAGCGAACGCGCAUUGCAGCUGGUCCGAUUAUGGUGCAAGCAAGAUUGCAGAGAUGGCUGCCCGAUGCGAUGUUUCCCUGGGCAGCUUCUUGUCCAUCGAGUUCCAAGCCAAAUUUUUGCACGGUGGGAAGAGCCUGCAGUUGGCUGAGAAGAGCCUGUAUCCGGUCAUGUUCAGCAUGGCUGACGAGGGGAGCGACAUCGAGGAAAGUCAGGGCCAGCGCAAGGCCGAGGUGAUUCCAGAUGCAGUGGAUCAUUUCUUGGGAAGACUGCUUGACUCGAUCAAGUCCAGCAACAUUCCCGACAUCAACAGGCUCUACGAGACAGAUUUCAAUCAGCUCACCGAGAAAUACUACAACAAGACGAAGUGGCCAAGUGCCUAUGCCGUCGCAGACGCUCUCGGACAUGGGGAGGCUUUGUUCCUGAUUCUCUACAAGGAGCUCUACUACCGACAUAUCUACGCCAGACUGAACCCAGUCCUCUUUGAGGACAGAAUUGGUUCCUGGAAAAAUUAUACCCAGCUCCUGGAUUUGAUGAUCGAGAACCUCUCGGAUGGAGAGGAUCUCGGGAUUGCGCUUCCGGCGCAAUGGCUGUGGGACAUCCUGGACGAGUUUGUGUACCACUAUCAGACAUACAGCACGUACUGCCACAAGGCGGCCAAGCUGCAGAAGGAAGCAGAUGUCAAGCAGCUAGUUGACAACCCUGCUGUUUUCGAGACCACGAAGGUCCUGAGCUACUUGCACCAGCUUGUGCGCUACUCGUUGAUCGAGGAAUGGCUCGCCAAUCCAGAUGGAGGCAACGGACAAGGUGCCGCCUUCACAGACGAGUCGACACGACUGAUCGGAUAUUUCGCCCUGAUGCAGCUGCUGCGAAUGCACAGCCUGCUCGGGGACUACCGCCUUGCAAUGGAGACGAUUGAGAACAUCGACUUCCGAGCAGAGGUGCCGCUGUUCUACAGAAUUCCGGCUUGCCAUGUCACAGUGUUUUACUACAUGGGCUUUGCGUACAUGAUGAUGCGCCGCUAUGUGGAUGCAUCCCGCACAUUCCAAGACAUUCUGGUCUUCCUGUCCAAAAUCUCCACAGUGAAUUCGCUGUCCUACCAGUAUGAUCAAAUGCUGAAGAAGCAGGAUCAGAUGUACGUCCUGCUGCUGAUCUGCAAUGCUCUUUGCCCCCAGCCGCUGGACGAAUCUCUCGAAAAGCCAAUCCGAGAAAAGCACGCAGAUAAGCAGAUGCGCUUGCAGCAGGGCAAUGAAGCCUGCUUCGAGGACUUGUUCUCCUACGCAUGUCCCAAGUUCGUGGCGGCCUCCAUGCCGGAUCUUGAGAACCUGGAGAACUUUACAGCAAACGAAGCACACCAGCGGCAGCUGACUCUUUUCCUACAAGAGGUGAGGCAGCAGCAAGCCCUCCCAACGAUUGGCUCUUACAUGAAGCUCUACACGUCUUUGCAGACCUCCAAGCUGGCCCAGCUGUGCGAGAUGGACGGAGAGGGUCUCCGUGACCAGCUGAUGUGCGUCAUGCACAAGACUCGACAGCUGGUGCAUCAGAGAGUUGGCACGCCGCUGGACGGUGAGCUAAACCCCUGUGGCGAAGUGGAGUUCUACCUGGACGGAGACAUGGUGCACAUCAACGCGCAGAAGCCGCAGCGACCACACGCCGAUGUUUUCCUGGAGCACAUCCGGAAGUUUCAGGACAUCCUGAAGCGAGCAGACAAGAUUGAGAAGCCAUCGAACUGA